Messenger RNA from Leptosia nina, 834 nucleotides. The record is from the annotation of a GenBank genome assembly. Lineage: Eukaryota; Metazoa; Arthropoda; Insecta; Lepidoptera; Pieridae.
AUGGUUUGGAAAGUGCUUAGUUUUGCUGUGGCAGUAAUAUACGCUGUUUCUGCAGCGCCUCAAAGCCGAAUUACUGGCGGCGAUCAAGUCGACAUCACCGAUGUCCCAUACAUGGCGGCUUUAGUAUACCACUACCCCAGGAUAAAUCUACGAAUACAGCGUUGCGUGGGUCCUCUUAUUUCUUCUUAUCACGUUCUCACCACUGCCUUCUGUUUCAACGGUGCGGUGUUGGAGAAUUUCACGAUCCGCGCUGGAUCAACACUGAGUCUUUCAGGCGGAGUUACAUCAACCAUCCAGCAUUUGAUCAAAAACCCAGGCUUCGUGUCUGAAACGCUCCUUAACGACAUUGCCAUAGUGUUUGUAAAAGAACCCUUCAGGAUUAGCAAUGUGAUUAGAAGUUUGCGUCUCCCUCCUCAGGGCUUUGAAAUUCCCGAUGGACGCUCCGGGAUCGUUUCUGGAUGGGGAUUUGACAAGGAAAGAGUAGACGGAGGUACUCAACACGAAUAUCUGCAGAGUGUCUUGCUGAGAAAGGUGACUCAACGUGUUUGCACCGAGACUUAUGCAAACAACUCAAACGUGACUGUAACUGACAGCGUCUACUGUGCGACUGAGACAAACAAAGGCGUAUGUUUCGGCGACUCGGGCGCACCCAUGGUGGCUCCCGUAUACAGCACUGCAGCAUUAAUAGGAAUAUCCUCCUACUACCAGGGAUGCGGAUCGACAUACCCGGAUAUAUUCACUCGGGUGGACAGAUACAGUAAUUGGAUUAUGGAAAAUGCGGUCGCGCCGAGCGCUAGGAGUUUGGAAUUUGACACCCCUCGAAUUGCUAAUUAA